Vigna angularis (adzuki bean) is the source of this 1020-nucleotide messenger RNA. Its product is annotated as protein FATTY ACID EXPORT 1, chloroplastic. The transcript is spliced from 6 exons. Gene Ontology annotation, cellular component: membrane. The coding region runs from base 109 to 813 and encodes 234 amino acids. NCBI's taxonomy places the organism in Eukaryota, Viridiplantae, Streptophyta, Magnoliopsida, Fabales, Fabaceae. The record is from RefSeq and is a predicted model, not a curated record.
GAGCCAAAGGCUCAUGGGUAGGUGGCGGAUCGUUGACUGGUCUGUUUUUCACUCUCUUUUCCAUAAAAUCUUGUUUGUGUUCUGCACCGAACCAACUCGAAGGCAGUGAUGAAUGCAAACAUGGCCGCGGCUACCACGAUUUCUCAGCUCGGAUGCUUCUCCGCCGUCCACCGUAGCAUACACCUCCGCAGCCGCUCGCUUCUAUUUCCUUCUCCUCGCUCCAAGUUAUCAGUUGUUAUGAGUCUGGAGAGGCAUGACACAGAUACUGCUGGGACUGAUACCAAAAAUACACUGAGUUAUGCAGCUGAUGUGUCAAAGCUACAUGUUGAAGAAAAGCAGAACUCGUAUUCAACAAAAGAGGACCAUGAUACUGAAAAAACAGGGGUUGGACAGGAAAUACAAGGAAGUGUUGAUCAACCGAAAAAGACUGCAAAAAUCCAUGACUUCUGUUUAGGCAUUCCCUUUGGUGGUUUUGUUUUAACUGGAGGGAUUGUUGGGUUCCUUUUUUCACGGAGUCCUGCAACACUGAGCAGUGGUGUGCUCUUUGGUGGUGCUUUACUGUUCCUCAGUACCCUUAGCUUGAAGGUCUGGAGGCAAGGAAAAUCGAGCUUACCAUUUAUUCUAGGACAAGCAGCAUUGUCAGGGAUUCUUAUCUGGAAGAACUUCCAGAGUUACUCAUUGGCAAAGAAAAUAUUUCCAACUGGUUUUAGUGCUAUUAUAAGUUCUGCAAUGCUCUGCUUUUAUUUCUAUGUGCUUAUCUCUGGAGGAAAUCCCCCACCUAAGAAAUUGAAGCCAUCUUCCAGCACUGCAUGAUGAGAUAGUCAAGGUUAUACUAGCUUAUAAAAUAUGGAGAUAUAAUAUCUUAUUUUUCUGUGAAUUGAAAAUAAGGCUGUAAGCUAAUUUGGCCUUGUUGCUUUCGAAAAUAGAUCAGCCAAGAGGUACAACUGUGAUUAUUGCAUUAGAUUCGUAGGGCUUUUGUGGAGUAUACACUAAUAAUAUAAAAUUUGAUGGAAAAGAUAA